This is a messenger RNA of Culicoides brevitarsis, 1050 nucleotides long. RefSeq lists its product as uncharacterized. NCBI's taxonomy places the organism in Eukaryota, Metazoa, Arthropoda, Insecta, Diptera, Ceratopogonidae. The transcript has 3 exons. The record is from RefSeq and is a predicted model, not a curated record. Bases 1 to 1050 code for a protein of 349 amino acids.
AUGGAAGGCAGCAGCUCAAAUGGGAGUGUUGAGGUCGCAAACAAAGGCGUAACUGCCGGAAUUCACGCGAAAAAGUUCGAAACUGUGAUUCAUCAUGUCGGCGAGGAGACUUCUUCGACAACAAACACCUCGGAUAACAAUCACCCGGAUACCGAUUCGACCAAAAACUCCCAAGAAAUGGAAUAUUAUCGCUUGUCACGUGCAAGUCGUUCGAAAUUUCCCGGAAAAUCUCCUUCUAAACUCGAAUUUCAACUGAUUCGAAAGCCUUCAACGGUUGCAAGUCGCAAAAAAACUGUCAAAGGCACCGUUGAUUGCAAGUCUCGUUCGGAAAUUUGUGUUUGUCGCAGUUGCACGUCGCGUCACGAACCCUCCACGAAGGAAACUGUCAAAGUUGAGGUCUUGAACACGUCUUGGAGUCAAAAGUUGCGAAGUAUUUUCGAUGGAAAUCGAAAGUCGGAAGCUUCCAUCGCGAAUGACGUCGAAGCAGCUGAAGUAAUUUUCAAUUCUGAGGAUCAGAAUCAAUGCAAAAAGGUUAAUUCUCGCGGAAAAUUUCCGAAAAACGAACAAAUUUUGUACAAUUUUGAACAUGGAUGCCCGGAAUAUUACAAAACUUUCGAUUGUCCGCCGCAUUUGGUGUCGGAUGUGCUCGCGGAACAAACUUUGCAUCAUGCAACCCGUUUUUGGGCGGAAAUGUUUGGCUUCAUUAACAUUGGCGUGACGUUUUUCGUCACUUUUGUAUUGCAAUUUUAUCGAUUCAUUUUGUUUGCGAUUUUCCGCACUUUUGUUGUCGGAGUCCUGCAAAUUACGUCGGAUUACUUCCUGAAACCCCUUUUUUCGGUCGUUUUUAAUGGAUUUAUGCAACCCCCGUUACUUUUAGUACAAAAUAUUUUCAUCUCAUGCGGAAAUGUCUUGCAACCAAUCGCUUCAUGUAUCGGAAAUUUCCUCUCUCCAGUCGCAAUGUUACUGCGAUCCUUGCGUUUUGUCGAAAUAAAUCACUUAAAGAAGCAAGAAACUGCCAAAACAGAGGAAAAUGUCGAAUUUAUGGUUUAA